AUGUUUAGCUUUGACUCGCAAAGGAUUGUGGGAUCUUUAGUUCCGAGAGGAGGACGGUGCAGCGAGGACAACAAAACCAGACUUUUUCCUACGAAAUCUCACGUUCGUAACUCACUUGGAUUGGCAGUAAAUAUGCCCGGGUUCACGUGCUGCGUGCCUGGCUGCUACAACAACUCUCAUCGGGACCGUGAGCUGCGCUUCUACACAUUUCCCAAAGACGCAGCGCUCAGAGAACAGUGGCUCAGGAACAUCUCCAGGGCUGGGGUCAGCGGCUGCUUCAGUACUUUUCAGCCCACUACAGGACACCGGGUGUGCAGUGUACACUUCGCAGGCGGGAGGAAAACCUACACCAUACGAGUCCCGUCUCUAUUCCCCUUAAGAGGGGUAAAUGAGCGUAGGAGCAGGCGGGGAAGAGGGAAAAAGGUUUCUGCCUCUGCACCAGCUCCUGUGCCCUCUCCUGCCCCAGCAGCCACCUCAGGGAUUGUUGUUAGUAAUUUGUCUGUACCUGAAGGAACAGAGGGAACUGGCGGUGGUGAAGCUAGCACCAAUGAGAUCACUGUUGUCCAGAUUGGUCAAAACGGAGAGUAUUUGGGCACAGCAAGACUCCCCGCUCAAACUGAGGGGAAUUGUUACACUGCACCCAUUGAACAUGAAACAACAAUUGAUGAAUCAAAGACUGAGUUAAGAGCAGUCAUCGUCCAGCCCACAGUACAGUAUGUGAGUGUGACUAGCAGCCCUCUGGACCACUCGUAUUCACUGACCACUGGGACAACCUCCUCAGAACUGCUGCGAAAAUUGAAUGAUCAGCGGGACAUCAUUGCACUGAUGGAGGUCAAGAUGAAGGAGAUGAAAGCGACAAUCCGGCAGCUACGGGUGACUGAAGCAAAGUUGCAAGAGGAGGUCCGGGAAAGGGACAGGAUCCUCUUUAGCCUUGGACACCCCGCACUUGUAAACAGUCCUAAUUCUCAAAAGAAGGUUGUGAGACCAACUCAAUGA
Messenger RNA from Knipowitschia caucasica, 996 nucleotides. Lineage: Eukaryota; Metazoa; Chordata; Actinopteri; Gobiiformes; Gobiidae. The record is from the annotation of a GenBank genome assembly.